Molecule: messenger RNA, 521 nt
Organism: Lycium ferocissimum
Lineage: Eukaryota; Viridiplantae; Streptophyta; Magnoliopsida; Solanales; Solanaceae
Product: probable small nuclear ribonucleoprotein G
Exons: 4
Coding region: 108-353 (81 amino acids)
Biological process (GO): spliceosomal snRNP assembly; mRNA splicing, via spliceosome
Cellular component (GO): P granule; spliceosomal tri-snRNP complex; U2-type prespliceosome
Molecular function (GO): RNA binding
Source: RefSeq, a predicted model, not a curated record
AACGUUUUUAGGGGUUUAGACCACAGGCGGCCGCUCAGCAUCCAAAAAACAUUCAGCCUCCAUUGCCUCUCUUUCAGUAAACUCAAACACAAAAAGGGAAGAAAAAGAUGAGCAGAUCGGGUCAGCCUCCAGAUCUUAAAAAGUAUAUGGACAAGCAGCUUCAAAUCAAGCUGAAUGCGAACCGUCAAGUUGUGGGGACUCUUCGUGGGUUCGAUCAGUUCAUGAAUUUGGUUAUUGACAACACUGUUGAGGUCAAUGGCAAUGAGAAGAAUGAGAUUGGCAUGGUGGUAAUUCGGGGUAAUAGCGUGGUGACAAUUGAAGCACUGGAGCCUGUUGCAAGACCACAGGCUUAACAUUGAAGCAUUUAGAGGAAUCUUUAUCUAUGUUGAAGAUAUUACUUCUGUAAUGGAACCUAAGCAACUUACGUAUUUUACCUGAAUUAACUAGCUUUUGAGAUGAAAGUUGACAUGACAGUGCAUGAAUUCCUUGCAACCUUAAGUUAUCUUAGAUUUCUCUGUUGA